AUGAAUUUCAAGAAAAUUAUUAUGAAUUUUAAAGAAAAUGAACAUGAAUCUCUAAGUGAAUUAAAUGAGUUAAUUGAUAAAAAUAACGCUUAUAAAAUCGCGGGUGUUAUCAAUAGAAUUAUUAGAUCUAUUGAGUUUAAUUACAAUGAAGAAUUUACAACCAGACUUACAAAUAUAAAUGAGAGACUGAAGGGUUUUUUGAAUAAAAAAUAUUAUUUUUUAUUGAUUGAUCCUAAGAAAAUUAAAUUUAAAUCACUUAAGAAAAAUAAACCACAAGGAUUGUUAAGUUCUUUCUCUAAUUUGGUAAUUGAAUCGUUAAUAAACAAACCAAAGUCUGAAAUAAGAUAUAAAAUAUCAGAAGCUACCGAUCCUAAGUUUUCAUCUAAGAUAAUUGAAUCAUCAUCAGAUUUUAUUGAUUUACUUGGUUCUUAUAUUUUUAGAACAAGUUCUACUAAAUUUUAUUUUGGAAUUGCUUUAUUACUAGACGAGUCAAAUAUACAACAAUUUAUGAAUCUAUUGGUCAAGAUGAAUUUUAUGGAUGAUGAUAGUUUAAAUGAACAUGCUUUUAACUUUAUUAACAACAUUGAUUGUGUUUUUCAAUAUCUUCAAAAGUAUAAUCCUGAUGUUUUUAACAAAAUGCUUGAUCAUAUUUAUUCUGAAAAAAGAUAUUUUAAAGAAAUAUUUAUUUGCAACUUACAUAACUUGGACGUGAAUGAGAUUCUUAAGUAUAUUAGACCUUAUAAUUUUGAUGUAAUAGGAUCUUUACUAGAAAACAGACCAUUUAUUGUAGUACCUCUGAUAGAUGCAUUUAAUGAAAAUAAGUUAAAAGUAGGAAGAAAGUUUUUUAUUACUAAAAUUAUAGAAUACGACAAGUAUUUUGUUGAUUUUGUUGAUAAAAUUAAUUUAGAAAGUUAUGAAAUUAAUGAUUUGAAAGAAAAAAGUGAACUUUUUAAAAAUAAAAAAUUAAACUAA
Molecule: messenger RNA, 972 nt
Organism: Hepatospora eriocheir
Lineage: Eukaryota; Fungi; Microsporidia; Hepatosporidae
Source: the annotation of a GenBank genome assembly